Sycon ciliatum is the source of this 2133-nucleotide messenger RNA. RefSeq names its product 3-hydroxyisobutyrate dehydrogenase, mitochondrial-like. The transcript is spliced from 9 exons. Gene Ontology annotation, molecular function: 3-hydroxyisobutyrate dehydrogenase activity; NAD binding; NADP binding. NCBI's taxonomy places the organism in Eukaryota, Metazoa, Porifera, Calcarea, Leucosolenida, Sycettidae. Gene Ontology annotation, biological process: L-valine catabolic process. The record is from RefSeq and is a predicted model, not a curated record. The coding region runs from base 180 to 1160 and encodes 326 amino acids. Gene Ontology annotation, cellular component: mitochondrion.
AUUGCAUCGCAAUAUUGGAUUUUUGGUGACUUCCCUCGUCUUGGGUGAUCAUAAUUAUACUAGUAUACUAGUAUUGCCUGUUGAGGCCCAUUAUCUUGUCGUAUGAUUGUUUGAGCCAGUUCUGUUUAAAGCAGAAGCUCAACAUAAUUUCUCUGGGAUCGUGGUUUGUGGAAAGAAACAUGGCACUUAGCUUUGGUCUGCUGAGGAGAAGCGGGAGGAUUGGCAGUCUGAUCCUGAGAUCACGCUUUCAUCAUUCAGAUGCCUUGUCCAAGGAGACACCGAUUGGAUUCGUGGGCCUGGGAAACAUGGGAGGUCACAUGGCGAAGAACUUGAUACGCAGUGGGUACUCUCUGAUCGUCCACGACUUAAAUGCCGAUUCAGUUGCGGAUCUGAAGAACAGUGGCGCAUCGUCAGCUAGCAGCCCUGCUGAUGUCGCACAGCAAACCAGCUGCAUUAUCACAAUGCUGCCUCAGUCAGAUCAUGUGAAGGCUGUGUAUACUGGUGAUGGUGGUAUUUUCAAAUCAGUCAAAGAUGGUACGCUACUCAUUGACUCCAGUACCAUUGAGCCUGGUGUAUCUAAGCAGAUGGCCCAGCUAGCCAAAGAGAAGGGCGCUGAUUUCUUCGAUGCACCGGUGUCAGGCGGUGUCGGUGCUGCCCGUGAUGCUAAGCUCACCUUUAUGGUUGGUGGUGGCGAGGACCACUUCCCUGUGGUGAAAGACCUGUUGGCUUUGAUGGGCAAGAGCGUGGUGCACUGCGGACCUAAUGGCACAGGACAGGCUGCUAAGAUCUGCAACAAUAUGCUGCUUGGAAUCUCCAUGAUCGGCACUGCAGAGGCAAUGAACCUCGGCGUAAGGCUUGGUCUGGAUCCAAAGCUACUUGCCAGCAUUGUCAACACGAGUUCUGGCCGUUGCUGGAGCAGUGACACCUACAACCCGUGCCCCGGUGUCAUGGAGGGUGUGCCGUCCUCUAACAACUAUGAUGGCGGCUUUGGAGCAGCGCUCAUGCGCAAGGACCUUGGCCUUGCUCAGAGUGCAGCCAGUGACCUAAACACCACCACCCCACUGGGCAAGCAUGCACUGGAGCUCUAUACUAACAUGUGCUCGUCGGACCUCGCCAAGAAAGACUUUUCCGUCGUUUACAAGUACCUCCAGGAACAGUAGGUGCCCAUUACUGGAAAAUCAUGUGCGCUUCCUGCUGGCUAUGACUAGGUCUCUGAUAUUUGGCUCAGCUUCACCGUGAAGACCUUCAAGUAGUAGUAGUCAUUCACCAAGUUGAAUGGCUGCUAACGCAUCUGUAUAGACUUGUUGGAUUUCUUCUUCUAACGUUUCUGUUCUUCUCUAGUUUUCUUACUCGGAAGCACUGUUGCAAGAUGCAGCUUAUCGUUUCUUAGGCCCACUAGGUGUAUAGGUUCCCGCCAUACCUGCAAUCACAACAGCUACUGGCACUCUGGCCAAUUCACUUUGCUCUCUUGCUGGUCGCAUGCCGCAUGUACAAGCCUAGCUGUAUACGAUCAUGUAGCCGUGUCGUAUCAAACACAUGCAAGCAGUGAAGAUGUCUGCUCGCUUGCUGUCCAGUGGCUCUCACUGCACACACACACACACACUCCGACCACCAGCGCAGGCUUUCUCUGCACACACACACACACACACACUCCGACCGCCAGCGCAGGCUUUCUCUGCCAUCUUUAGCUCGGUAGUCAUGGUUUAGAUUCUGUCCAUCGCCCCCCCCCCCCCCCCCCAUAGACUUACUAGUACUGUAGUAGGUGUAUGCCAUCAACUGUAGAAUACGUUACUGGUUUUUUUCUUCUCUUUCUUGUCUAGCCAUCUCUUUGCAUAGCGCUCUAUGGUUUUAUAAUAUUAUAAGACAGUGCUUUUACUUUGGUGACAGGUUUUUAAUUCUCGCAUUCACCUGCAGAGCAUUUCAACAUACAUGUAUUGAAUUUUAGAUUGUAUCUAUAGUAUAACGUGUACACAACACAAACGUACUGGCAGACGUUCCACGCCAUCAUGCGAUACAUACUGUUCUGGAAAAUAUUUUAGCAGAUCGUCUCCUCUCUUCGGAGAGAUUGGCCAUCCAGCCAGCUUUGCUGCCGUAUUAAUCAUUAUGCAAGCACAGUGCCGCUCAUGCCGUGAA